GCUGUCGCCAUGGCUGCCAGGGAACUUGGACGUAAAUGUUGAGCGCGAAGAGUCCUUGAAGAUCAAGAGACUUUGAAACACCAGGAUAUUUUUUGCCGGUUCUCAGAGAGAAGCAAGGAUUGUUUGAAACCCGGUUAAUUUCUUCCUUGAAGUAUGUACCGGAAGGAGAAAAGUAUUCAGAUCAAGAGCAGUGCCUCUGCCCUCUACAGCAACUUGAGUGUACUGCCAAUCCCUGAGAAGUCUCUCACAUAUUUUACAGUUGUGCAUGGAAAUGUUCUGAACAUGGUUAGUGCUUCUGGGGAUGGCCUCAACUUCUCUCAUCGGCAGUUACAGUCCAAGGAGGGAAGCAUUACUGCCAGCUCUUCACUCAUUAUGCAGGCAUCAUGGUGUGUAUUACCUUCUCGAGUUCUGCUUGUACUUACCUCACAGAAGGGGAUCCAGAUGUACGAGUCUGAUGGUUCCAUCAUGGUCUACUGGCAUGCACUGGAUAUUCCCGAAACACCUUCAGCACAAGCCGUGUUUGCACGUGGAAUUGCAGCAGCCAGAGGUAACUUCAUUUGUGUCGGCACCUCCUCUGGUUCACUGCUAGUAUUUGACGUACCAAGCAAAGGGACAAAUAUUACUCUUUCUGAGGUGCUGGAGGAACACAGAGAGCCUAUCACAGACAUUGCUUCUGAGGUUUCCAGUAACAAGGAGUACAUUGCUGACCUGGUGAGUACAGAUGAUUCAGGCUUGCUUUGUGUCUGGAAAGCUGGAGAAGAUUUCAAACUUUUGAACAAGAUUCCUGCUUAUGGAUGCACCUGUUCAUCGGUGAUGCUUUGGACUGGAAUUGUUGUCGCUGGGUACAGCAGUGGACAAAUCAGACUUUAUGAUGCUUUGUCAGGGGUUAUGUAUGCAGAAGUUAAUGCCCAUGCUCGCUGGAUUUAUGCAUUGGACAUAGCAUCAGAUUCUGGAAAGUUGCUGUCUGGAGCAGAGGACUCUCUGGUGCGAAUCUGGAAGCUGAGCAAAUCUACAGAGACAAACACAGCUGAGAUUGAGCACCUUCACACGGAGUGUGUGACCGACAUCCAGAUCUGCGGGGCCAAGUUCUGCGAUGGUGAAGGAAGUGCUUUUGCCGUCACUGGUUAUGACUUGAGCGAAAUUAUCCGCUACACACAGAUCUAGACGAGCUAUGCGCAACAGACUUCAGAAGCCAGGGAAAGGAAGACCAUUUUCCUAGCGUGAGUGUGUGGAUGCAUGUGGCAGAGUCUGAAAGAGCAGAGGUGACAUUAGCUGUAGAGGUUUUCAUUUCCUGUUUGCAUCAUGUGAUCCAGGCCACAUUUUUGGGGUUACUCUUUGCAACACACACAUCCAGUAUGCAUCCUCUAUGUCACUCUCUCUCACAAUGCACCUACAAAUGCAUACAAUAUGUCGGCGAGUGAGGGGAAAAAAAGCAAGCCAGUUUAUUUAUCGCACUGUGAGGAGGAAGUCUGCUUGCUGAGCAGCAAUCUGUGUGUGUGUGAUAAAGGAGGAGGAAGAGAGUUUAAGCACUUUGAGCAGAAAAUCAUUUGACCAUGAAGCCUAGCACAGAGUGAAGUGAACAUUGUGUUUGUUUUUAUGAACCUUUGCAUGGUGUCUGUAGGAGAUGUUUUGUACGUUAGCCUGUCUGCAGUAGACAUUUCUUGUCACUGGCCAAGACCCACUCUGAUAAAUGAUGCAUAACUGGAACUGUGGUGGUUUCUUGAGUAACCUGGCUAGGAGUUACUGAAGUUUCCGUUCUGUUCCUCUUGUGGUCUGUCAUCUGAGGUCCCACCUUCUGCAACUCUGUUGAUUACAGACGGACACUCCGUACUGUGUUUUUAAUACCUGUAAGGUGUUGUGGAUUUAUAAUAAAACCAACAGAUUUUUUUGGUGUCUACUCUGAAUUAGUAUAUUUUAUGUGUUUCUUGUUCAUACAGAGCCUUGUAAAACUCAGGCUGACCAUGCCCUCGGCUCACAUGGCUUCUUUUUCCUCCUACUUUUUUUCUCCCACUUCUAUGUAGCGUCGCUACGCCUGAUCAACCUCCUUCCCUGUCAAACUCUCUUCUUUCAAAUCUUCUUUUGUCUAUCCACUGCCACUUUCACCUCUCUUGCUUUCUCUUCCCUGUACUUCCAUUCCUAUCAAUCUUUUGUUCAUACUGCAUAUUCAUUGUGUGUCCCCAUCACAUAUCCAUACCACUUUAACCGACUUUCCUAUACUUCCUUAGAUUGCAAAGCUCUCCCACUUUUGUUGCACUAUUGAUUAUCUCAUUUCUUCUUCUGUCCUUUUUGUAACUCCACACAUUCAUCUCAACAUUCUUAUUUCUGGCACAUCCAACUUCGUUUCCUUUGCUCUCUUUACUGCCCAUGCCGAAGCUCUAUACAUCAUUGUUUGUAUUACCCUUCUUCAAAAACUUACCUUUAAGCUUCACCUUAAUUAAUCAAACACACAAUUCAAUCCAUGCUGCACGCUAUUGGUUUUAUCUCCGUAUCUAAUUCUCCCUCUUGGGCUACCACUGAUAUUUAAGCUUAUUCACUUCUCAAUAGCUCUCCCUACAGACUAACUUCUGAAUCCUGAUCAUUUUUAAACCUCAUAUAUUCCUUUAUCUAACAAGACCUUCUCCAUUCUCCCAAUGUUCUCCCAACUUUCUUGUUUAUGGUGCUACACAACACAAUAUCAGCAGCAAAAGGCAUGCAUCAGGGAAUUGGUCUUUUAUUCCAUAAUUCAACACAUCCAUAAGCAGUUAAAGAGGUAUGGACAUAAAGAAGAUUCCUGGUGGAGACAGAAUCUGAGAUCUUGUCUGUUACCCACCGAUUUUAACCUGAGUCCUCAAUCUCUCAUUCAUAUCCCAUCUCUCAAUCCUCCCAUACUUCUCUGGUGCUCCUUUCUCUCUCAUGCACCUCCCGACCUCUUGACGUUGCACUCCGUCGUAAGCCUUUUCUAAAUAUGCAAACCAUCUCAUCAAUCAUCUGUCACAAUGCACAGCCGUGCCAGGUUUAUACCAGCUGGGUAAAGAGAUUUAGUUUCUUGAUUUAUUUCCUUUUUAUCUGUUUUUAGCUGUUCCUAUUUUAAUGUAUUGUGAUCUUGAAACAGCUUUUAAUCACAGAGGCCCAUCAGGGCUCUGAAUGCAACAAGUCAGCAGCUCCUUUAAAAAGUUUUUAAUAAUAAUAAAAGCAUCAACACAUGUAAUUUAUGAAUGUUUUAAUAAAGUCAAGUCCAACAUUAAAAUACUGAAA
Polypterus senegalus (gray bichir) is the source of this 3234-nucleotide messenger RNA. It is a transcript of the gene wdr54, whose product is annotated as WD repeat domain 54. The coding region runs from base 154 to 1164 and encodes 336 amino acids. NCBI's taxonomy places the organism in Eukaryota, Metazoa, Chordata, Cladistia, Polypteriformes, Polypteridae. The transcript is spliced from 10 exons. Gene Ontology annotation, molecular function: protein binding. The record is from RefSeq and is a predicted model, not a curated record.